Molecule: messenger RNA, 1348 nt
Organism: Coffea eugenioides
Lineage: Eukaryota; Viridiplantae; Streptophyta; Magnoliopsida; Gentianales; Rubiaceae
Product: gamma-glutamylcyclotransferase 2-1-like
Exons: 8
Coding region: 321-992 (223 amino acids)
Biological process (GO): glutathione catabolic process
Cellular component (GO): cytoplasm
Molecular function (GO): glutathione specific gamma-glutamylcyclotransferase activity; gamma-glutamylcyclotransferase activity
Source: RefSeq, a predicted model, not a curated record
UGGCCUGGCGAUACCCUCUCUCGAAAACCAUAGAGAGAACGAGAGACAGCGGGAGAAAAAAGACUCAGCGAUUCGAAGAGAAAAUCAUAAAAGCUCUCUCGUUCUCUAGGGUUUUCCUUUCCUGAAACCUUCGAUUUCGCCUUUUUUUCCCUCUAUCGGCUGAUUGAUUGAUUGGUUGGUUAAUUGAUUGAUUUCCGAAUCCGGAAUCCAAAAUCGAAGUUUGAAGGGCUAUAUAAGACUGUGAAAUUCUUCAACACUGAUUUCGUUGGCAUUACUACCUUGGUACCUUCAAUUCGUUGUUAGCCGAUAAUUUAGAGAAGAUGGUGUUCUGGCUGUUUGGAUAUGGCUCAUUGGUUUGGAAUCCCGGUUUCGAAUAUGAAGAGAAAAUAAUAGGUUUCAUCAAGGAUUAUCGCCGGGUUUUCGAUCUUGCUUGCAUUGACCAUAGGGGCACUCCUGAGCGACCGGCAAGAACUUGCACCUUGGAACAGAUACAAGGGGCAGUUUGCUGGGGUGCUGCAUAUUGCUUCGGAGGAGGACCGGAGAAGGAAAAAGCAGCAAUGGAGUAUUUACAACGAAGAGAAUGCGAGUAUGAUCAGAAGACUCUUGUGGACUUUUAUAAGGAAGGAGACACUGAGGAACCAGCCCUAACUGGUGUGAUAGUUUUUACAUCCACCCCUGACCCUGUCUCAAAUAAGUACUACCUAGGCCCUGCCCCUUUGGAAGACAUGGCAAGGCAAAUUGCAACGGCCUUUGGUCCCUGUGGCAAUAACAGAGACUACCUCUUUUUAUUGGAGAAAGCCAUGUUUGAUAUUGGCCAUGAAGAUGACUAUGUAAUAGAAUUGGCAAAUGAGGUGAGGAAAGUUUUGGGAGUUCUGGGCAUUUGUAUACCAAAGGAGAAGAGAUUGCUUGGACCUUCCCACAUCCCACUCAAAUCGCUAGUCUCACCAAUCAAUUUACGGCGGUUGCCGGAAGCUGUUGCUAUGGAUUCUUGAAGUGGAAAAAAGGCGGAAUUCUUUUUAACAAAAUGGAGGCUGACAUUUUAUUGCGGAACCUCUCUAAAUUAUACCACUUUAUUUUGAAGUUGUUGGAUCUUUUUCUAGAACUAGACUUUCUUCUGUGACUUUUAAGCGGUUGGAUUGAUGGAUUCAAAUCUGACUUAGUAUUUAGAAUUUUAUAGUAUGCGGCUUUAGAACCUAAGUACUGAAUAAUUGACUGGCACGUCUUGACUGUAGCUCCCGGCCAAUGGAAUUAAUGCUGUAUUUCUAUUUUUCUUCCUUGCCGUUUCUUUUUCUUAUGUCACACAAAUCUCUAUUGAAAAUUUCCCAUAACUUUGCUUAUGAAUUGAUCA